AAUGUAAGGUUUAGGUAGGACAGAUUUAAGAGACGCACGUGUCAUUGGUUUGAGACUUACGCGCUCGUUUUGACAAAGUUUUCACAACUGGCGUUAAAUUUGAUAACAGAGUACCUCAAUGUAUGUCUCCAAACACGCUUUACAGAUUUUACAGGAGGGUUACCAGCUUUAAACCUCCAAAACCAACACCAACACUUCCGCUGUGGACAUGUAACGUUUACGGUCACACAGUUUCCGGGGACGUUUCAAAACUCCAAGAGCGAAAAAACGUCUCCAGCAAUCAGGUAAACGAUUAUAUUUAACUAUUUUGUGCAAUAAAUGUUUACCUUCGCCUUAUUUUAAAGCAGAUAUUUUCUUUUCGGCCAUUUCAUGUUAAAUUACACAAGAAACCCGCUGUUAGAAUUUAUUUUUGUACUAUUUUAGCCCUCGCAAAUUUUGUUUGCUGUGUCGAAUUAAAGAAGACGGAUUAUUUCAGUGGUUUGCAAAAUUUGUUGUCAAGUGCUUUUGGCUGAAAAUGUCGGGGAUAAUUAGACAUACCGAGAAUGAAUAGAGUCUGGACAGCCUGUAGCAUAUAUGCUCAACAAAGUAAGUGAGUGUUUGGAUGUGAAAACACACUUCAGCUUUCCGGUACAAAAGUUCUGUCAACAACUAGAUCAUUAUCCCAGUCAGUCUACAUCAGCUCAUUGUUACAGCCCAUAAACCUGUCAUUUACAUCUAACCAGGUGAGGUCUAACAUCAAAUGCCAUCAGUUAUUCACUGACAAGUUGGGUGUUACAAAUACUUUCCACCAGAGGUAGUGAUUGUACAAGACACGAGGCAGCGAUGUGAUGUGAUGUAUGAUCAACCUGAGAUCAAGAUCUUCAGACGAGGAAAUCAGCUUUAACUAAGAAUGUUAAUUAUUUCAUUAUGUAUUUUAAAAUUGAGAGCUUUAUAUUUAAAUAGAUUUUUUUCAAGUAAAUAUAUUUUUGAUUUAUUCAAUGUUUGUGCGAUGUCCACUCUUGAUAUUUAAAGGAAUAUUAAUUUAGAGUCAAACACACCGUAACACCGAGUUUGACACCCCCUCGAGAGAUGAAUGUUGCCGACCGCUUGCUUCUGUAGUUAUACCAACUUUAGUAACAACCGCACGAUAGCAAUACACAGCGGUCUGAGGAGCCAUAAACAAACAUCAACCAAAACGCCACUCUAUAGCCACAAAUAAUGCUCAGAACAAACUCUUGAAUUAACUCUUGAACUAAAUUAAUUUUAUACCGCAAUAUCCCUUUAAGUCCUGGUGGUCUUCACAUGUAUAAAUAUUGCUGUUUUGGGUCUGAAAUGUCCUCAUGUGGGUCUCCGGGGUUUUUGAUGUUCCUAGAUCUUGACUAUGGUCUAUUUCAACAGGUAAUAAAAAGGCGCAAAAAAGACAGACCUCCCUGUCCAUCAGUGCUCAGCCACUUUGACAAACAGUACGGUGAGGAGCUUGGUGACCUGUGGGCAUCUGCCAGGUAGGUAAAUGUUGCGUGAAAUAAUUGCUGCAUUACAUAGACAUAACAAUGGUUUUAUCUUUAUUUCUGUGAUUGCUUUAUUCCCACAGGGCAGUGCUUCUGGACCCUCACUCCUGGCAGUAUGGAGUCAUGCUCAAUCGCUUCAGUGCUGUGACAGGCAUUACACAGAUUCUCCAGUCACAGGGCUUUUCUUCAUUGUUGCAGCAAACAGACAUCCCCAGGUUGCUGUGUGAUGGCCCCUCAGUGGUGACAAAUUCAAAAUACAAACCAGAGGACAAUUCUCUGUUACAACCUCACUUCAUCUCCAAGUGCCCUCCUGAUGACAACACUUCUCAUGUGUUCUCUCAGGACCUUCAGUUCGAGCCUUCACUUGGUUUGCCCCAUCCUUCAUUACAGUGUUACAUCCACCCGCAUCCCCUGCGGUUCCCCUCUCAGACCCACAGGCAUGGCCAGCUGAAGCAGUAUUACCUCCUGAAUGCUGCCUCACUGCUCCCAGUGCUUGCUCUUAAAGUCAGAGAUGGGGAGAAGGUUUUGGAUCUUUGUUCUGCUCCUGGAGGGAAAGCCAUAGCUGUGAUGCAGUGUGCCACCCCAGGUGAAAUAAACAUUUUGAAUGAAGUUUGUAGCUAUUCAUUUGAUUUUAUUUAUACAGUGCAUAGAGAACUUUAUUUUUAGUACAGCUUUCAAACUGGGUGGGAAAAGAUUAAACAACAUUAAAAUACAGUUUGAAAUACAUCAACUUAUAACUUCGGGGGCAACAGAAGCUCUUAGACAAAAUAUAUUUUAGUCCACCCUGUAAAACACAUUUCAAUCAAUUUAAUAUAUGAUAAUUUAUAAUGUCCUGUGUUAUUCUCCAGAACUUCUAUGCUGUAAUGAACCGGACCCUCACAGAAGAGACUGGCUGAGCAGAACCUUGGAGUCUUUUCUGCCUCCCUCACUCAGAACCAGAGUGAUUGUGUCAGCACAGGAUGGAUGCUCUUUUGGCCAAAGUGAAGCAGGAACAUAUGACAAGGUGGGGAGAGACUUGUGUAUGACAGCUUGCCUGUGAAUUUUCCUGCAGCAUCCAAACCACUGAGUUGUUACCCAUCUUUUCCUUUUGAGGCUUUGGUUAGAAAUGAACGAUGAGAAUGUGAAGCCUUUGAACAGAUGCUAAUAAGCCCAGAAGAAAAUAAGAAAACUGUUUAUCAAAAAAGCAGCCAAGAACAGGCAGACAAAUGGCUUGGAGGAAUCAAAGAACUUCAAGUAACUGAUUGUGGAAAAAAAUAUUGAAAACAGGAAAGCGCAGACCGGAGAGUAAAGAGUGUGAACAAAGACAGAAAGGCAAGAAGUAGCUCAAAAAGACUUUGAGCUGCUUUUUUUCUCUUUUUGGCAGUGAUGGUUUUGAGUAAACAAGGAUAAAUUAGUGGGACUAGUCUCAGUGGGAAAUUAGGGGGGAAAACUACCUCGCAUUGUUCUGAAGAACCCCUGGGUUUUUCUUUUUCUGUUUCUUUAUUUUUACCUUCAUUAAUAAUUCAAAUGCUGUUGCUCCCUCUCUUUUGCUCUUUGACCCCUUUCUUUCGCUGCCUUUACACUAUUGACCCAUCUGACUGACAUUUCCUGCUCUCGCUCACUGUUGCAGGUUUUGGUUGAUGCUCCCUGCUCUAAUGACAGGAGCUGGUUGUAUUCUAGCAGCAGCCAACAGGGGGAACAGCGACUGAGGGAAAGAGCCAGACUGCCUGCGCUUCAAGCUCAGCUGCUCAGGUAAGCUUUAUCCCCAACCUGAGAUAAAUUUGCUUUUGUUUUCACAUUUUUUAUUGUUCUGAUGAGAAAUGAAAUCAAUUUGUUUCAUUUUAGACGAUUCUGACUUUAUCUUACACACAGAAACUACUAAUUGUUUGGUAGUUACCUCUGACCAGUAGCUCUGUAACAGCUCCAUGCAGAUUGUAUCUUAAAUGGUCAAUUGAAAAUAUAAUUUAAUGUUUUCAGGGAGGAGAAACUUAUAAUGUGAAUGUAGAUAUAUACAUUAGAGGUGACAAUUAGUGUGCAGCCUAAAGUAAUUCAGCGCUGAAAGGGAAAUCCACUGUCUUGUUAUUAAGUGUAGAAUUUUGUCCUCCCUGCAGGUCUGCACUGUCAGCAGUGCGUCCAGGAGGCAUUGUGGUCUAUUCCACCUGCACACUGUCCACCUCGGAGAACUACACUGUGGUUGAGACAGUGCUGAAUGAUUGUCCCGAGGCGGAAGCUGAAGACCUGUGGGAGGAGAUUGCCGUUCCUUUAUCAAAAUACUUUACAUUUAGACCUGCUCCUCCUGAUCAUGGAAAGGCACUUCACAAGCCCUCCCUGCAGCCUCACAACGGUACUGUGUCCCCUUAUCAACACAGACUCGGCAUUUUAGUGGUGCCUCAGACCGGCAAGACCUGGGGACCCAUGUUUUUGUCUCGGAUUAGAAGGAAAAAAUAGCGUGUAUCCUCCUGUGCGGAAAAGAUAUGUGGGAACAAAUGGAACCAAACAUACACAUUUUUGUUUGUUCUGCUGUUGUUACCACUGGGUUCACCCCAUGGGACUGGCUUGCAACUCGCUCAAACAAACAAAGACAGUGUAGCCUCUACACACCACCGGCUGGAAGAGGAGGCAGGUUAAAGCAGAAGUACUUUGGACUAGGAGAUAAAUAUGUCAGUGUUGCUAUAGGCGAAAGACAGUCAACUUUUUUUUAUUUAGCCUGCUGCAAGGCAAUAAAUGAUACAGCUGCGGGUGAAAGUUUACAAUAACUCUUCUUUGUGCUGUUUGCAUGACACCUCUACAAAAUGACGACAGAACUUUGCCUAAAUCAUUCACGAUACCGCUGAUAUUUCGGCGAGAGGAAAGUUGUGUAGGGAUGAACCUAUAGAGAGUUGUUAACUAAAGAUGCAGGGAGUUUCUGCUGCAACUUAGGCAACAGUUGUUAAUGUUAAGUGACCUCUCAAGGCAGGAAAGGCAAGGUAAGUUUAUUUGUAUAGCACCAUUCAUACACAAGGUAAUUCAAAGUGCUUUACAGAUGCAAGGAAAUACAGAGGAAAUUAAAAAAAGAGAUUAAAACAAUUAAAAAUCAAAAAGACAAAACGAAUUAAAAUCAAAAAGACCUCUUCAAAUCAAUAAAAUAUUAGAAUGUAAUUUAAAGUUAUUAAAACAGUUGAAAUUGACAGAACAGCAAGUAGAAGUAAAAGGAAAUGACACUAUAGGAAAGCUGCAGUAAACAGUUUCUUUUUAAAGUUCGCGAAACAAACUCAAAGGCUGUAAAUAUAAGAUGCACUUUUGCAGGAUGGACAAAAAAGGAACUCUUAAUAAUUCAUAUUGUUGUUUCAAAACUGUUAACGGGCAACAACUCAAAGUGAUGACUUGACAAUGUAACGUCCAUGACUUCUUUGGCUGGACACAAUCAGCAGUUGCAGGUUUAUUUAUUAGUAUUUGACCCCCUCUUAUUUAUUUUUUAUUUAUAUUAUUUAUCAUUUACUAGAUUUCGCAACUGUGGAAACUGCUGACGCUGCACAUAUAUAAUACGAGGUAUUGACGAAAGCCAUUUUAAACUGCUUCACAUACAUAAUACAGCACACUUUGUGUAAUAAAAUUGAUAAUACCACACGACUGCAAUAUUCCAUGAUAUAUGAUUGUAGCAUUAAAAAUUCAUUCAGAGUUUAUUCUAUGAGGAGUGAGAGCUCAUGGUGUGUGGCUUACUUUCUGAAUGCUUUUUUGAACGGUCGUUAGAGAAUGAGAGAUGACGUUAAAAGACCACCACAGACACUCACAUUCACAAUCUCCAUCCUUUAAGCCUUAAGUCAGUAAGUCAGGUUACGUUUAUCAGAUUUUGACUUCAGUCGUCACUGAAUUUUUAAUAUUUUUCUCUCUCCAUACCCAUGACUGAUAUAUUUAUUAGCUAAUGUUUGUCUUAAAAUAUUUAAAGUGCCGUAACAGCUCGGCAAAUGUUUUCAGACUUGACACAUUCAACAGGAGGCUGAGAGUGUCCUGUCUGAAAGAUUAGUUUAAUAACUGAGAAGAGCAAUAUGAUACUAUUAACACAGCCUUUCUCUUUUUUCAUCCAGUUACUCCCUCUCUGGAUUGUCCAACUCUGAUUAAAUUGUGCUCUAAGUCUCAUAGAAGUAAUCUGAAAUCUGUCAUCAGACCUCUCUUCAGUGUGAUUGAGAAAGCACUAUCAUCUCUUAUGGUGGUGGUUCAUUACCUGGGUGGACUGUUCGUGUGUCAUGCGUCAGUGAGGAGUGGACUAUUUCACAGAGGUGUCGAAGCUUUUCAUCAAGCUGUGAUUGCUCGGAGCAGAGGGUGUUUUGGAGUAAAUGUGGACAAUAACGCACAAGAAUUCCAACAUUUUUUUACCUUUUGAACUUAACAGACUGACAAAGUGCAUUGUUGCGAAGGCAGUUACAUGUGGAAACCCUUAUCUAGUGUUUAUGAGGGAGCUGCAGAGAAACUGUCAAAGAUAAGAUUGCUGAAAUAGGAAAGCUACAAGAGCCUCACACAGGUUUCGAAACUACUCUGUAGACACGAGCAAUAUUUGGUGCAUUUCUACCCCUGUUUUUAUCGGCUGUCCUACUUUCGCUCCACUCCUGCGUGCCUUUGAAAAGUAGCCUCAGUCUAUGGUAUGAGUGCGUCAUUACACCAACACAACAUCAAAAGUAGUGAGAUGUGGAGAUGAAGUGAGGCUUCAUUGGGGUUAACCAUGUUGCUGACCUUUGUGUGAACUCUGGUUUGUUGAUGUUCCCCCAUAUUGCAGUGUUUCCUCAGGGGGAGAAUCUCUAAGCAGCUUUUCCUUCACUUCAAAGGGAGGGAAUGUAGGCCUGCUUUGCAUAAUCAGGUGGGGAACAGCUUUUUGCCAGAGAGGCAGGAAUUAAUUUGUGCCACCGCCAGAUGUAAUCAUUAAAACUCUAGUCAUUGACAAUAAAGGGGGAGGAGGAGAAGGAAAUGGAGGAGGAAUUUUCGAACAGUAGAUAGGAUGAGAAGGGGAUACAGAGUGUAGGAUGGUCCUGGAUGCUAGAGGACUGUCUGGCUAAGUAGGCUAAUCUGGCCUGAGCUGUGAGCCAGAAUUCAAUUUUAUCAGUCUGCUAACAUUCAGCUCUGUCAGUCUGUGUCUGGACAUGUUGGCAUGAGUUUAAUCCUUACUUCCCACUCCUUUUUUUUUUUUACAUGUUCACUUUGAGUAGAAUACAAAAUGAUGAAAGGAUUUGUAAAACUCAUUUUUAGGCGGCUUUGUGUGGCAGCUAUGCUCAAAGCCUUUUUAUUAGAGUUAUGUGUAGGUUUUAAAUCUCCACUCACAGCCUGUAAAUGUACUGUAUGCUGCAGUUUCACUGCUCUCAUUAACCCGGCUCCACCAGUACACAGCUGUUUUCAGCUGAAAAAAAAUACCCACUCAGACGCCAACUCCAGACAAAGUGAGUCAUCAAUCUGAAUAAUCCUAAAUUUUUCUGUUUACAUUAUUGUCUGCUUGUAUGAUACACAUUGUGACAAAUUACAUAAAAACAAUACUUCGUAAAACAUCACAGAUUUAAAAAGCAGAUUUGACACUGAAUGAGGUGGGCAGUUUACAAGUGGGUGUAUAGAUUUAGUACCUUUUGGGGUAUCCAUCAUUCAUUUCAAACGUCAUCGUUUGUCAAUAUUCCAUCAGCGGGAGUGAGUAACCAGGACAGCUGCUUUUGAUUGAUUGUGCCACUUCUGAUCUCUGAGGGGAGAAAGUCUGCAAAGAAUGAAUACUUCCAGAAGUCCAGUCGAACCGCACUCAGAAACAUGAAUUCUGUUGAU
Xyrichtys novacula (pearly razorfish) is the source of this 7238-nucleotide messenger RNA. The record is from the annotation of a GenBank genome assembly. NCBI's taxonomy places the organism in Eukaryota, Metazoa, Chordata, Actinopteri, Labriformes, Labridae.